UAAUAAGUCUGCUCGCUUGCUGGUAGUAUCAACAAGCUUGUUUGGGUCCGUAUGUCACUCGAAGCCUGUGUCUAGAAAUGCAGACCACCUCCGGCCCCAAGGUUGCUGGAUAAAAGGUUUGGUACCUGUAAUUCCUUCUGAUUUUUAUGCUUUGGUUGUCCUUGUAGCUGCAAGAUGUGUUGGAAUGGACUGUUCCUGGGUGAAGUGCAAGAAACUAGAAAGUGCCAUCUGUCAUUUAAGCAAUUUUGACAAAAAUUUCCUGAAGGCUGUCACUAAUAACGACUAUGCUGCAGUGAAAUCUCUCGUAGAGGCUGGUGCUGAUGUAAACUGCUCUUCGGCAGGAUGGACUCCACUGUGUAUCAGCUGUUAUUAUGGAUUUACAAAGAUCGUACAAUAUCUCCUGAUGCAACCUCUUUUGGAAUUACGUCCCCAAGUAAUGCUGUGUCUUCAGUGUGGCCGUCACUGUUACCAAUGCGAUUACGAUGAGGACGGCAACACACCUUUGGUAUACGCUGCUAAACAUGGACACUACGAAGUAUGUCAACUUCUCCUGGAUGCCGGGGUUUGUUUGGAACAACCGAACAAACGUACUCAACAGACUCCUCUAUUUGUGGCAGCAGAGUCUGCCCAGACGGAUGUUUGCCUUCUGUUAUUAGAGGCAUCUGCUUGUGUUCAAGUUCGUGAUAAUAUAGGCAUGACUCCAUUAUAUGCUGCUAUUAAAUCUAAAGAUAAAACUGUUGUGGAGAAUCUCAUAAAACAUGGCUGUGAUGUUAAUAUUGGUAGUCAGGACCAUCCACCGAUAUUUUUGGCUGCUCGUCUUGGACUCUUUGAUAUUGUUAAGAUUCUGUCUGAUGCUGGUUGUCAGAAAGAUGUGUCAAACAAAUAUGGAGUUACUCCGGUUUAUGAAGCAGCUAUAAAAGAUUUCAGAGACAUCUUGGAACACUUGCUAGACAAAGGCUGGGACAGCAACAAAUGUGAUAUGUACCAGAACACACCUCUGCAUAUUAUGGCAUCCAAAAACUGUCUUCAGUCAACACAGUUACUUCUAAAAGCUGGUGCUUCAAUUCAAGUACGAGAUUACAAAAAACGCUCACCUGUGCAGGUGUCUUUACUUUCUGGUAGUGCUGAUGUCUUAGAAUAUUACCUCAAAAUUGGUGUUAAUUUACAUAAAGGCUUUCACAGUAUGGAGAGAAUGUGGACAGUUGUUGUUCGAGAAAUGUUUGAAAAAGAUUUUAUUGACUGCAUUUUGGUGCUGUUAAAAGACGAUUGCUGUUGGCCGUUAGUUGAAAUGAUUGAGCCCUGGGAAAGAAGCCUUCUUCACAAUUUUAACAUCAUCAGAGUUUUCAGCCAAAAAACAAAAUUGUUGAAAACUUUGAUAUUUUCUGGUAACUAUGCUGAACCACUCGAGUCCAAAAAUAACCAAGAUGUUUCUUCAACAACUUACUCUGCCAAGCAGUCUGCCGCUUCUGUCAUCAUUAACUGUUUUACUCCAUUCAUUUUAGAAGCCGACAUCAGGAAUUGGUUGGCCAGUAUUUAUUCCUCUCCAAUGACUCUACAAGCUCUCACACGCAUUGUCAUUCGACAAGAGUUACAUUCUCAGAUUCUGUACAAAUCACAGUUCCUACCUUUACCAAAGAUACUGAAAGAUUAUAUCACUCUUUCAAAACUUUAGGAUAAUCUUAAUUCAUAAUCUGACAGAUUUUUAUGGAAACAGGAAACUUUCAUAAGCAGCUCAUAAGUUAUGUUUGUUAUGAAAUUUCUAUUAAAACAUUUUUAUUCGAAAACA
Octopus sinensis (East Asian common octopus) is the source of this 1786-nucleotide messenger RNA. RefSeq names its product ankyrin repeat domain-containing protein 50. Bases 185 to 1672 code for a protein of 495 amino acids. The transcript has 9 exons. Lineage: Eukaryota; Metazoa; Mollusca; Cephalopoda; Octopoda; Octopodidae. The record is from RefSeq and is a predicted model, not a curated record. Gene Ontology annotation, biological process: intracellular signal transduction. Gene Ontology annotation, molecular function: protein binding.